Pecten maximus is the source of this 2307-nucleotide messenger RNA. Its product is annotated as cell cycle checkpoint protein RAD17-like. Gene Ontology annotation, molecular function: chromatin binding. The record is from RefSeq and is a predicted model, not a curated record. NCBI's taxonomy places the organism in Eukaryota, Metazoa, Mollusca, Bivalvia, Pectinida, Pectinidae. The transcript has 18 exons. Bases 111 to 2252 code for a protein of 713 amino acids. Gene Ontology annotation, biological process: mitotic DNA replication checkpoint signaling; DNA repair; DNA damage checkpoint signaling.
GUCACAAACAUGGCGGCUGUUUUAAAACUCGUGGAGUUUUGCAGAAAUGAAAUUGCAAACUUAGAUGUAGUGUAACUCUCAUUUAGGGAAAGACAACAACUUUUGUGAUAAUGAGAAAAUUUGAUACAAAAAGAGAUGUUGGAAACAGUUUUGCUGAAAAUGAAGACAGUAAUGAUUCUGUCAUUGACCUCACAUCAUCACCAGACUUUUCAACUCAGAAAAAUGACAAGAAGAGAAAACGUGAUAAAUCAUUCCUACAAUCCAUAAGCUGCAAGAAUUCGGCCAAGUGGGUGUCAUCAUCAUUUGGGGACUUUGAUACAUUCGAAAGUUUUGCCUCUUCCUCCCGCCCAGCCAAGUAUGCUGCACCAAAGCGAGCGGCCACCACCGGCUCUAGUCAGUCCAUCCUGAAAGUCUCUAAGUCAUCUACUGCCAGUAUUAGCAACACAAAUGAACAUUCAAAUGCUAGUAAAGCUACAGCCCAGAUAAACAGUGGGCAGGUUUCAUCAUCAGGUGACAGGUGUUGGUUAUCAGGGAAGAAAAGGCCAGCUUAUGAAUCAGAGUUGUGGUCAGACAAAUAUGCCCCUAAAAAUCAGAAUGACCUGGCUGUACACAAGAAGAAAAUAGGGGAUUUAGAAACGUGGAUGCAAACACAUCUCAAGGCACAGACCAAGCUGCCACCUAUUUUAAUUCUGACUGGUCAAGCAGGGACAGGAAAGACUGCCACAGUUAAAGUGUUGUCCCGAGAACUCAAAUGUGAUGUCCAAGAAUGGUCCAACCCAGUAGGAUCUGAUCGGGUCUGGAAGAAAAGGGAUGAGUUUAGUACAGGUCCAUACCAGUACAAUGACAUACAGACAGAGUCCCAGUUGACCCAGUUUCAGCACUUCCUCCUCCGAGCCAACAAGUACAACAAACUUGACAUAUUUGGGGAUGGAAGUACGGAGAAGAAGAUUAUUUUAGUAGAGGAAUUUCCCAAUGUGUUUUAUAGAGAUGCCUCUGCCUUUCACGACACUCUCAGGAAAUACUCCCAUGUUGGAAAGUGUCCUUUGGUGUUCAUUGUGAGCGACUCCACCAGUAGGGACUCGUCCAGUUGUGAGCGACUUCUAUUUCCCAAGAGCCUACAGCAGGAGCUGCACAUAGAUAACAUCAGCUUCAAUCCCAUUGCAUUGACAAGUAUGACGAAAGUGCUGACAAGGAUUGCUACGAAGGAAGCCUCACAGGGAGUACACAAGUUUACUGUCCCAACUCACGCUGUCCUGGAGUCCAUCGCAAUGUCAAGUGCUGGUGACAUCAGAGGAGCAAUCAACACCCUUCAGUUUGCCUGUCUCAAAGACACCAAGGAUCUCUUGCCGAGUGCUCUAGUCAAAGGCAAACAGCCAGUGAAGAAACAGAGAGGAAAGGCCAAAGCAAAGACAUCGGACCAGAAAGAUUCAGAUCUUGCCUCUAUUGGAGGAAGGGACACCUCACUAUUCCUGUUCAGAGCUUUAGGCAAAAUUCUCUACUGUAAACGAGAUGAUCCAAGCUCUCAUCCAGAUGCGCCAAAACUUCCUGCUCAUCUCCAGGAACAUCAUAGGGACCCUCUCAUUAUUAACCCUGAGGAUGUUGUGGAGAAGUCCCAUUUGUCUGGUGACUACUUCAGUGCCUACCUGCACCAGAACUACAUGGAUUUCUUCACUGACCUGGAUGAUAUGGCACGGGCAUCUCAGUACCUGAGUGAUGCAGACCACCUCACAGAUGACUGGGCUUCUAGAUCAGUGUUGCAGCAUUAUGCAGCCUCUGUUGCCACAAGGGGGAUAAUCCAUGCCAAUUCUGCAAGAGCCAGGUUUUCAUCAGCUGGGUCUGGACUUGGAUGGAAACCUUUACACAAGCCGCAAUGGUACACAGCCAUGAAACAGGCCAGAGACAAUUGUGAUAGUGCCAGGUGUCUUUUUAAAGAGUAUGCCUGGACACCAGAAAUACUCCAAACAGAAAUCCUGCCUUAUCUGUCUGUUAUCAACACUACACUCCACCAACCAGGUCAAGCAUCAUUGUUACAAGACAUUUGCAGAUUUUCUAGGUCAAAGAUACCUGGAAGAUCUGAAAAACUGGAUGAAAAAGAUGUUGAUUUGGAUGAAUCUCCUCCGCAAUCUCAAGAUAUGGUUGUGCAGACUGUCGAUGAUAAGAAAGAUGAUGAUGACAUCAUCAGCAAUAGCCAAUCAAAAGUCAGAACCUCUCAGGAAGAGGAAGAGCUAAUUAUUGAAGAUUUUGAUGACUGAUGUAAACUAUUUAUGACUUGUUUCUUGACAGAGAAUAAACAAGCAUUUGAUUGAU